UUUACUUCUAGGUAGUGAAUGUCAAACAAAUUUCCAAAAUGAAGAGUAUAGCUUUUUAUCAUGCCAAUGCUGUGGUUUCUUAAGCAGAAUUCAAAUGGCCAUUUUCAUAUUGUCUUUUCUUCAGUUAGUUGAAUACAGCAUUUGUUUAUAAUAGUUCUCAAACUUGUGAUCUUUGAAACUAAAGCUGAAAUCUAUUUACUUUCUUGUGAUCAUGAAGUACCACUUGCUUUGUAGAAUAUAGUAGUUUAUUUGCAAAAUAAUAAUUCUAUGUUUAACCAAAUUAAUUCACCCAAUUCGAACCUAUUUGAAACGCUCUUUGUAACUUAAAAAGUAUUUACCUCUUUCUUACUUCUUUAAUAGUUCAUCUAAAAACUGUUCGACAGAAAAUACAUUCCAUCAUGUUAAAUAGUUAAAUGGAAAGUGAUACCAUGCUUUUCUUGCCUCCCUUUUAGGGUUACAUUUAUAAAUCCAUAAGAAGGUUCAAAAAUUGGGGAUUUUUAUUAUUGUCUCUUCAACACUGAAUUCUUUCAUUUGUUUGUUACCUUCAUCUGUCCCCUUUUUAUCUGUGCUAGAACAGAAGUUUUAUAGAUGGGAAGGCCUCCUUGUUGCAGUGAUAAGAUGCAUAAUAGAAGAUGUAAUUGGACGGAAGAGGAUGCAAAUACAUCUACAUUUGUCUCCAAACAUGGAAUUGGUAAUUGGACGGCCAUGUCCAAGAAAUCAGGAACUGGGAAAUGUGGGAGGGGUCAGAAGAAUAGGUGGAGUAAUCGUCUGAAGACUGAUCUUAAGGAGGACAGCUUCACACCCCAAGAAGAGGAACUGAUCAUUAAGCUUCAUGCCACUAUAGGAAGCAGGUGGUCUAUAAUAGCACAACAAAUACCUGGAAGAACAGACAACGAAGUGAAGAGCUUGUGGAACACAAAGUUGAAAAAGAAACUGUCUGCAAUGGGGAUUGAUCCAGUCACUCACAAGCCCUUUUCUCAAAUUCUCACUGACUAUGGAAACAUUGGUGGCUUUCCAAAAGCCAGAACUCGGUUCGUAUCUCUUAACAGAGAGUUAAAGGGUGCAUUUAUGUCUACACCAGAACAACUACAACAUCCUCUAGAAAGAUUUCCAAACUUCAACAGCCAUUGUGUGACAACAAUUAGGCUACAAAAAACUGAAACCUCAGAAGAUUGUUUCUUAAGCAACAAUUACGAUUGUAGCAACAAUCAGCCUCCUGUUGAUCUACUUUCUGAGUUACAAGCUAUACAAUUUGUAACAGAGGCAUCUAAUAACAAUUCCCCAAAGGCGAUCUUCUCCUAUACCAACCCCAUAACUGAUUGCUCUUUGUCUUCGCCUUUGUCGUCGUCCUCAUCAUCAUCUGCAUCUCAUUCUUUAACCAAAAAUCAUGUCAACUGGUGUGACUAUCUUCUUGAUGAUGCCUUUCAAGAAGACACAUUGAACAUAGAAGAAAAGCUAGUGUCUGGGGCAGCUCAAGAAUAUCGACAAAACAAUGCGCCAACAAUGGAGGAUUUUGAAGCCACAUUGUCUAUAAAGGUUACAUCACCAUCAUCAUCAUCAUCAUUUGUUGAAGCCAUGCUAGAAUGCGAAAACGAAAUGUUCUUGAACUUCCCUGGCCUCUCCGAAGAUCCCUUUUACUAGUGACAAUGCUCUAAUUGAAGAACAAGAAUUAGACUUCAGAUACUUCGUUUUAUGUCCUAAUAGCAUAGUUACUUAAAUUCUCCUUUAGAUCUUCCAAAACAAAAAAGGUCUAAAAUAAUAUAUGAUCUGGUGUUGUAUUUAUUUUCUACCAAUUUGGGAGUUGGGACUGCCGGACUGGCCAAGCUUUCGCAUCAAUACAUAAUUGAAAUACGCUAGCCUAAUAAGUGAACAAGAAACCGAAUUGGCUUAAAAGUCCUGGCACGCAUGGUAAUUGGUAAUACAUUUUUAGUUUCAAAUUGUA
Molecule: messenger RNA, 1942 nt
Organism: Nicotiana tabacum (common tobacco)
Lineage: Eukaryota; Viridiplantae; Streptophyta; Magnoliopsida; Solanales; Solanaceae
Source: RefSeq, a predicted model, not a curated record